CAGUUUUCGCAUUCAUUGACGCCGUCGAGUCGUUUCGUUCCUCCUAGUCUUUGUGAUCGACUGUGCGUAAUUUAACACCAGGCAAAUUCAUUUUCCAAUCUAAAAACUAAAGUCAUUAUACUCGUGCGUUGAAAUCGGAAGGUGAUCUGUUAUUUCGCCAUCGGUUCUUUCACUCCUACAAAUAUUUCGUGAAGUUUUCAGUGAACUGCAACAGACUCUUUAAUCACUCGGUCGUUCGUCGUGCCUUUUUUGUUGGUUCCGAUUGAAGCUUGAAAUAUAGAAGCAAAAUGGUUGCCCUUGUGAUUGAAGAACAUCCAGUACCGGCAGUAGAGAAGAACAUCCCGGUGUCAGAGCGGGGAUUUAAAGUUCUCUUCUUUUUGCUGUCGUUUUGCAAUUCAAUCAUGGCGUUAUUCAUUUUCUUUGCACGGCCCCUAUCCAGGGAUAUGGAAUAUGUGGUGGAUUUGCCGUUUGAGAAGUUCGAGGUCCUAAACGCAAUUGAAUUGAGUUGCGGAUUCCAGCUGAUUCUAUUGGCGGUUGUUUUUUAUGUUUUGUAUGCAGUAAACAGAGAAAUCAAAAGGAAAAUGGCUCCAGUAAUUGCUUUAGUACAGAUAUCCGUAGCUUUGCAUGCACUGUUUCUCAUCGCGUUCUGCAAGUAUUCGAUUUCUGCACUUCAGAGCAAGCUGGAUGUUCAUUGUCGCGAUUCGACAAAUUCAGAUGAGCUUCUUGGAUUAGGAAUGUGCUCUAAAGAUUACAUCAGCAAUCAGUUCACAUUUUAUGCCGUAAUGAUUGUUUUUGGAAGGGUAGUCGUUAUUUUUCAAGGGGUUAGUGCUAUUUUUUUGUACUAGUAUUGAGUAACAACUAUUUUUUGAAUUUUCUGUUCUCCAACUUAAUUUUUUGACUCUGCCCCACCCGCUCUGCUCUUAAAACGUUGGUUUCGCUUCUCCUUAUAUCGCCUUAUAUUCCCUAUUGUCAUAUUAUCCUAGCAUACUACUCUCCCUAGUAUAUCAGUUCAAAAUUGUUCUGCGAUUACUUUCACUGUCGUUCAUUUGAAAUUAAAUCCUUCGUAAUACAAACCAGAA
Daphnia pulicaria is the source of this 1079-nucleotide messenger RNA. RefSeq lists its product as uncharacterized. The transcript has 3 exons. The record is from RefSeq and is a predicted model, not a curated record. The coding region runs from base 288 to 845 and encodes 185 amino acids. Lineage: Eukaryota; Metazoa; Arthropoda; Branchiopoda; Diplostraca; Daphniidae.